GCCUCCCCUCGGCCCUCCCUUCCUCGAGUCCCCCCUCCCUUUCGCUCACCUUAAAACCACCGUGCAUCACCAUGGCGAGUUGCUCCUUCGCUCGCGACCAAGCGACAAGGAGACUGAGAGGUGCGGCGGCAGCAGCAGCAGCAGCUCCAGCUCCAGCUCCAGCAGCAGUGCCAACCGCGACCACCCCGCUUCUUUCCCCAGGAACCGCAACCGCACUCAUUGGGACCGGGUCGUCUUGUCCGGGAGCCAUGUGGCUCUCUACAGCCACAGGUUCCCGGUCAGACUCCGAGUCUGAAGAGGAGGACCUCCCCGUCGGGGCCGAAGUCUGCAAACGCGGCUACCUGAGGAAGCAGAAGCAUGGGCACAGGCGCUACUUCGUGCUCAAACUCGAGACCGCCGACGCCCCGGCCCGGCUGGAAUACUACGAAAACGCCAGGAAGUUCCGGCACAGCGUCCGCGUCGCCGCCGCUGCAGCUGCGGCGGCCGCCUCAGGCGCCGCGGUCCCCGCUCUCAUUCCGCCGCGGCGCGUAAUCACCCUAUACCAGUGCUUCUCUGUGAGCCAGCGAGCGGAUGCCAGGUACCGACACCUCAUUGCCCUUUUCACCCAGGACGAGUACUUCGCGAUGGUGGCCGAGAACGAGUCGGAACAAGAAAGCUGGUACUUGCUGCUCAGCCGCCUCAUCCUUGAGAGCAAACGCCGCCGCUGCGGCACGCUCAGCGCACAGCCGGACGGAGAGCCGGCCGCGCUGGCGGCCGCAGCGGCGGCGGAGCCACCCUUCUAUAAAGAUGUGUGGCAGGUAAUAGUGAAACCCAGGGGGCUGGGGCACAAAAAAGAGCUGAGCGGCGUGUUCCGGCUGUGUCUUACCGACGAAGAGGUCGUGUUUGUGAGGCUGAACACUGAAGUGGCCAGCGUGGUCGUCCAGCUCCUGAGCAUCCGUCGCUGCGGGCACUCGGAGCAGUAUUUCUUCUUGGAAGUCGGUAGGUCCACCGUCAUCGGUCCGGGAGAGCUCUGGAUGCAGGUUGAUGACUGUGUGGUGGCCCAAAACAUGCACGAGCUGUUUUUGGAGAAGAUGCGAGCCUUGUGUGCAGACGAAUACAGAGCCCGCUGCCGCAGUUACAGCAUCAGCAUCGGUGCCCACCUGUUAACCCUGCUGUCCGCUAGGAGGCACCUGGGCCUGCUGCCGCUCGAGCCCGGCGGCUGGCUCCGAAGGUCCCGCUUUGAUCAGUUUCGCCACCUCCGGGCCCUCGGUGAAGGUGAGAGUGAGGGUGAUGAGGAAGAUGAGACGCUCUUCACCAGGCGCUUUGGAGCACCCAGCGAGCCGGUGCCCCCCUCCAGGCAAGGAAGACUGCACCUGCCCGGAGAGCGAAGGUCCAGGAGAGCGGUUUCAGUGCCGGCCAGCGUUUUCCGCCGCUUAACCCCCAGUCCUGUACGUGCCCCGCAGCCUGCAGAAGCCCGGAACGACAGAGUUUGCCUGUCUCCUGAAGCAACUGGCCCUGGUAACUCUGGAGAGGAAGAGAAUCCUCAAGGCAAAGAGAAUCAGGAAGAAAGCGGAGGUGACUACAUGCCCAUGAACAAUUGGGGCUCAGGCAAUGGCCGAGGUUCAGGAGGUGGCCAGGGCUCAAGUGGCCAAGGCUCCAGUAGCCAGAGCUCCGGAGGAAACCAAUGCUCAGGUGGGGAACAAGGAUCCAGAGGUGGCCAGGGCUCAAGUGGCCAAGGCUCCAGUAGCCAGAGCUCCGGAGGAAACCAAUGCUCAGGUGGGGAACAAGGAUCCAGAGGUGGCCAGGGCUCAAGUGGCCAGGGUUCAGGAGGCCAAGGUGCAGGAGGAAACCAGUGUUCAGGAGAUGGCCAGGGCGCUGCAGGUGGUCAUGGCUCAGGUGGUGGCCAGGGAGCUGGAGGUGGGCAUGGCUCAGGCCGUGGCCAAGGACCUGGAGAUGGCCGUGGUUCAGGUAGUGGUAAGAACUCUGGAAGGGGCAAGGGCUCAGGAAGUGGGAAAUCUCUGAAGAAAAGAUCUUACUUUGGCAAAUUCACUCAAAGCAAGCCACAGCAAAUACCACCACCACCACCACCACCACCCCCAUCCCCUCCAACUGGAGCAACUGCUGGGAAAGGGAAGUCGGGUGGAAGAUUCCGACUUUAUUUUUGUGCUGACAGAGGAGCCACAAAAGAACGAAAAGAAGCCAGAGAAGUUAAAGAUCCAGAGAUCCCAGAAGGUGCAGCUCGGGGUCCCUACAGAGCCAGAGCUUUUGAUGAAGAUGAGGAUGACCCAUAUGUGCCAAUGAGGCCAGGGGUGGCUGCCCCUCUUGCAAGCUCCAGUGAUUAUAUGCCAAUGGCUCCUCAAAAUGUCUCUGCUUCAAAACGGCAUUCUCGAUCACCUUUUGAAGAUUCAAGGGGGUACAUGAUGAUGUUCCCCAGAGUGAGCCCACCACCUGUUCAAAGUCCUGCAAAAACACCAGAUCCUGAUAAACAGGAUGAUUCAAAGGACAAUGACAAUGACAGUGACAGUGACUACAUGUUUAUGGCUCCUGGAGCUGGUGCAAUUCCAAAAAACCCCAGGAACCCUCAGGGUGGCUCUUCCUCCAAAAGUUGGAGCUCCUACUUCUCGCUGCCAAAUCCUUUUCGGAGCUCCCCUUUGGGACAGAGCGGCCACAGUGAGUACGUACCAAUGUUACCUGGAAAGUCCCUGGGGAGGGGCCUAGACAAAGAAGCCUCUAACUGGGGCCCCGAAUGUGCAGCUUCAAACCAGCCAGUUGAGGGGUUAUUCUCAAAGCCUGGAGAUGGGGGGUCACCUUCAAAGCCUUUGGAUGAUGAGCCCUCAAAUGAUAAGGCUGAGAGACCUAACCUACUUUCUUUUAUUACAAAAGGAAAUGAAAUCAACCCAAACUCACAAAAUCCCACACAGGAGCAGAGAGAAGCUGACAGCUCUAGUGACUAUGUUAACAUUGACUUCACUGAAAAAGAUAGUGGUAUGCCAGCUCCCUCUCCUCGAGGACUGCCAGGUUUGUGGGGCAUAAUUGCUAACCCCAGACAGUCAGCCUUUUCUCCUUACGUGAAUGUUGAGUUUGGAGUGCCAUUUCCAAAUCCAGCAAGCAACUUCUCAGAUCUUUUAAGAGCUAUACCAGGUGCCAACCCCCUAUUUCUGGAUGGUGCUAGGUGGCCACUUCUUCCUCUUCCUCCCAAUGCUACAGGUAGCAAUGCUAAUGAGGAAGAGGGUGACUACAUUGAAGUAAUUUUCAACCCAGCAAUGACACCAGCAGUGCCUUUUGCUGACAGUGCCAUUCGCUAUGAUGCUGAAACAGGUCGAAUCUAUGUGGUCGACCCAUUUUCUGAGUGCUGUAUGGACAUUUCUCUCUCCCCCAGCCGAUGCUCUGAACCACCACCUGUAGCUAGGCUGCUGCAGCACGAAGAGCAAAAUAGAAGACGCCCACAAAGCCGCUCGCAAAGUUUCUUUGCAGCCUCUAGAGCUGCUGUCUCUGCUUUUCCAACUGACAGUCUCGAGCGAGACCUAUCUGCCUCCUCAGCCGUGGCUGCCGGUUUGGCAGCAGCGCCCUUAGCCGUGGGCCGGGCCUUAGCAGUGGCCUCCGCCCUCGCUGUGGCCCCGGGCAUCGGCUCAGCAGCCGCCGGUUGGGAGGCCGCCUUUGGAUUUAACUCAGCCUCCGCCCGCUGGUUUCCACCUGUUGCUAAUGCUGCAGAUGCCGAAGCAGUGAGAGGGGCCCAGGACAGAGCCCGGGUCUCGAACCUGGGAGCCCAAAACCCAUCUGCAGACCUUGUCAGAGGUGAAAACGCGGCGGGCGGGCCUGGUUCUGCCGCUGCCGCUGCCCCUGCCGCUGCUGCUGCUGCCGCCGCUGCUGCUGCUGCUGCUCCCGUUCCUCCCCCCCCACCUCGUCGCUGGAUGCCAAGACCCCCAGAGAGAGAAGAUUCUGACAACGACCAAGACGACGACGACGACGACGACGACGACGACAUUUACGUGAGAAUGGACUUUGCCAGACCUGACAAGAAGUUUUGACUCUCCCAAAAGAGAGUGAUUACAUUACUACAAAAACACAUUUUAGAAGAAAAAUGAUGCUUCUGGAAUUUCAUCUUCAUCUACUCCAGAUCUGCCUAAGAGAAAGAAAAUUCAGAGGCUUUUGAAUAGAAAGCAGUGUAAAUAUCUACAAGCCUACAAGUGGACUCUGGCAGUUGAGUGAUCCUAUUCGCGCAGAUCAUUCAUAUUGCUGCCUUAUGGAUUCAGUGAUUUUGAGUUAAAAGUCAUAUUGUGCUGUUUUUGUUUUCUGUUUUCUCUCCUCAUCAGUCUCUUUGCAAGAAAACAAAAACUAUAGAAGUGAGCAUCUUGUAACUCUUGCCUUUCUCUCUUUUAAAAACGUGUUUUUACAGUAUGUGUAAAUAUGUCUAAGAUCAAUUUUAAUGAAUUAAAAUAUUUAGAUUUAAUUUUGAAGUUGAAAAAGCUUUAAACAAGGUUGGAUAAAGAAAAAAGUUAUAAUAAUGAGAAGGUAGGUAUGAUCUGGAAUCUUUUUCUGGAUACUACAUAUACAAAACAUUUCUUGAUCAAGGAAUUAAAUAUCAACUGAUAUCUUGACGGGACAUUUCCAAUAUUUUAAAGACAGGACUAAAGGGCAGAUGAUCUCAGUUUUUGUUCAUUAACAAAACUGCAACAUUCUGUCCACAUUAAACGUCAGCUAAACUGAUAUCUUGAUUAAGCAUUUACAACAUUUCAAGGGCAGAACUGAGAAACAGAUUAUCUGUUCAUAUAUAAUACUCUGAUAUUCUGCCUAGAAAUUGACCAUCUCUAAACCUAUUAUUUUGAUUUUAUUUUGAACAGUACAUUUUCCUCUUGAAGAAAUGUUCUUCAAGCCUCCUUACAACUCCUCUCUCUGCCUCUCUAGGCCUCCCCCUCUUCUCUCCCCAUUCUUCUCUCCCCAUUCUUCUCCCUUUUUCUGCCCCUCCCCCCAACUCUCCCUCCUAUGCCUGUGACUACUAUGAAAAGAUUAGUUUCCCACUUCCAGUAAAUUAGUGGGUACUUACCAGUCAAUAUUAUGAUUAAAACUUAAGCCAAAAGGAACCUCUUAUAAGGCUUUAUUUCCUUCUGGACAAUGAGCCGACAUAAGAUGUACUAAAUUUAAAAAAAAAAUCAGAGCAAGCUUUUCCCACCCCUUUUUGCUUGCAUCUGAUGGAAACUGAAUUAAGAUUUUGGGAACCUGGACCUUUGAGAACAUGACACUAACAGGUGGUGACCACAGAGGAUAAGUACAAAGGUCUUGAAGCUUGCUUAGAGCUUUGUUAUGUGGUGGUACACAAGUCUUGGCUUGUAUCAUCACUGGCAAACCUCAUCAUAAUCACAGAUGGCUGAGUGUUUGAGUGUCUGUGUAAGUGUGUGAGUGCUAGUUGUGCGUGUGUGUGCACAUAUUUGUGUAUAUGCACACGUUUGUGUACCUGUGUACAUGUGAUCGUAGAAAUGUACCUGUUGUGUGUAACUCUGUUUAAAAAAAUUGCUUCGCAUUUACUCUGCAACUUUGAAGUGGUGUAAUAUUGAUCUAGAGUUUUUGCCACCCAGUUUUGAUGUCUUUGAACGUGUACUUCUAUCUUCAAGCUGGCAUAUAGUACAUGUUGCUAAACUACUCUUAAGAACCGAAUUGAUUUCUAUCGUUUUUCCUUGCCUACCAACCGAAGGGAUGGGGGGGCUCUUCCUUUUUUCCCCCUUGUGAGUGGUGCUGAGGAGGAGAUGUGGCUACAGUACCAGUCACUGCUUCAGUUACCGGUCACUGCUAGGGCAUCAACUUCUUCAGUUCCUUCAGACUCCUCUCUUUUCCCAACCUAAGCAAAUAGUGCAGUGGCUUUUGUUCAUUCUGGUAACAGUGCACUCUUUAGGCAGCCUUUCUUCAAGCCUCUCUCACCAUUUUAUUGUCAAGUAACUUGAGUUCACAAUCGUUCAGAAUUGUGGAAAGAAAAGAUUAUUUGGAGGAAAAUGCUAUAUCGCUUUAUUUGCAUAUUAGGUUCCAGAACUGCCAGCAAACAGGGUUCAGAGGAGUACGGCACAGGUGGAACACUUGCUGAAUAAACGAAUGGAAAAUCUCUUACACAACAGUACAUACAAAUAGUAACAGGUACAAAUCGUCACAGGUACAGCAUAACACAUAUGCGGUCUUUUUGACACUAGUUUACAGACACAAUUUAUUCAGUAUUGUGCUGGAAGAAAUCUUUAGAGAGUAUGUUUAAGAAUGUGUGUACCAACAAGAAAGUGUGUACCAACGUAGUACUUAAACCUUCCAGCUGUUAGUUUAUGCUGCUGUUAAGAAAAACCAAUGGUGGAACGAUUUUAUUUUGUGACCUCUACGUUUAAUUUGGUAUCAGACAUAGUCACUUGGUCAGUAACAACUAAAAUGUGAUAGUUCCAACAGCUCAUUAUAUUUGCUAUUUCUGCUUCACAGGUACGCUUUUGAGUUGCCCUUGCUUUGUCUUCCUUUGUAAAUACUGUUAUAGUCUUUUCUUUGUGAACAUCUCAUUUGCAGUUUUGGGAGACAAAUUUGCAACUCUGUAUAGUGUUUAUAUAUAUAUAUCUGACUUGCUUUUCCAUAGAGCUACUCGCAAUA
Molecule: messenger RNA, 6588 nt
Organism: Nycticebus coucang (slow loris)
Lineage: Eukaryota; Metazoa; Chordata; Mammalia; Primates; Lorisidae
Gene: IRS4
Product: insulin receptor substrate 4
Exons: 2
Coding region: 72-4007 (1311 amino acids)
Biological process (GO): insulin receptor signaling pathway
Cellular component (GO): cytosol; plasma membrane
Molecular function (GO): insulin receptor binding; phosphatidylinositol 3-kinase binding
Source: RefSeq, a predicted model, not a curated record